AUGGCUAAACUGAUACCUUACCCUGAGACGUUGCAAUAUCGAGAAGUGGUCAGUUAUGUCACUCGAUAUAUGCGCUAUACGACCGACGAUGGUCGGAAAGAAAUGCCUACUCUUCAAUUCAUCGGAACAAUCAAAUUGCACGGAUGUAAUGCAGCCGUAGGCUAUCAACGAGAUAUCGGUCACUGGUAUCAAUCGCGCAAUCGUAUUCUUACACUAAGUAAUGAUCAUUUCGGUUUUGCUGAACAUAUGAGGCCAAUCGGAGAAACGUUUCUUACUGAACAUAUACUAUCUCAUCAUCCAGUCAUUCGAAAGCAUUAUGAACAAGGAAAUACCGUUAUUGUCUAUGGUGAAUGGUGUGGGAAUAAUAUUCAAGGAGAAGCUAAUAUAGCUAUUCGACAAUUACGGAAAAUGUUCGUUAUCUUCAAAGUAAAGAUCAUUGAUCACUCCAGUAUAUCAAAUAGAUCAUCAAUGAAUAGUGAAGAUAAGUACAAGCAUAGACGGCAUGGCUUCUGGCUUCCUCCACACGAUUGGAAUAGUAUUAAAUGGCACGAGCAAUCAGUUUACAAUAUUUUUGAUUUUCCUACGUAUUCAAUCAAUAUUGAUUUCAAUGCUCCUGAACUAUCACAAGAAAAGUUAAUCGAAAUCACUAAUGAAAUUGAGAAACAGUGUCCUGUUGGAAAUUAUUUUAACCAGAAGGGAUGUGGCGAAGGGAUUGUAUGGAUCGAAUGGGAUCAGACGCAUGGCGACUUAAUAUUCAAAGUGAAAGGCCGAGAAUAUUCUGUGAUCAAUAGUCCAUCAUUAGUAUCGAUUUCUCCUCCUAAAUUCCGUAGUAUAGAAGAAUUCAUUGAAUACGCUUGUACUAAAAAUCGAAUGCAGCAAGCGUUUAAAGCUGUUCUUGAAGAACUUCAAUUCACGAUCGACACGAAAGAUUUCAGUACCUUUCUACGGUGGCUGGUUGAAGACAUUAUCAAAGAAGAAAAAGAUACCAUGAACGUAGCACAUAUCGAUGCAAAAGAUAUUCCUCGUGGAAUAACGAGCAAGGCAGAAGCAUGGUUUAAACAACAACUGAAAGAAUAUCGUAAAAGAUCCCGAAAUAAAUAA
Messenger RNA from Adineta ricciae, 1101 nucleotides. Lineage: Eukaryota; Metazoa; Rotifera; Eurotatoria; Adinetida; Adinetidae. The record is from the annotation of a GenBank genome assembly.